AUGACACUCCCAUCGUCGUGUAGUGUGUUGGUAGCUGGCAGCGGCAAUGCCGGCUUCAGCGCCGCGGUGGCAGCCAAACAAGCUGGCGCUAAACAUGUUGUCCUCAUCGACAAAGCCCCCGAAGAAUGGGCUGGCGGCAAUACAUUCUUUACAGCUGGAGCUUAUCGUACUGCUCACGACGGUGCGAGUGACUUGCUACCAUUGGUCAACAAUGUGGACGCAGCCACCGCCAAAAAGAUAGAUUUCGAACCAUACACAACAAAGCAUUUUGCUGAUGAUAUGCAACGCAUAUGCAAAGGGCGGUCCGACCCUGUCUUGAGCAAGAUAUUGGUCGAAGAAUCAUUCCCGACAAUCCAAUGGCUGAAACAAAAUGGAAUCCGGUUCCAGCUUUCAUUCAAUCGACAGGCUUACGAGGUGGAUGGCCGUCUGAAAUUCUGGGGAGGAUUGGCGCUCAAAACAGAGGACGGCGGUAAAGGGUUGGUGGAAGACCACAAAGCGAAUGCGCGUCGCCACGGCGUCGAGACCUAUUAUUCCACUGCCCUGGAGCGCCUGGUGACUAACCCUGUGACGGGCGCUGUUGACGGCGCGGUGGUGCGAUACCAAGACAAGGCAGUGACUAUCAACGCCGGUGCCGUGAUUCUCGCCGCCGGUGGCUUCGAAGCCAAUUCUCGUAUGCGUACUCAGUACUUGGGACCUGGCUGGGAUCUCGCCAAAGUGCGUGGCACUCCUUACAAUUCGGGAGAUGCGCUGGAAACCGCCAUUCGAGAUGUCAAGGCAAAGCAGGUCGGAAACUGGUCUGGCUGUCACUCCGUCGCCUGGGAUGCCAAUGCCCCAGCCGAUACUGGUGACAGAGAGGCUUCAAAUGAAUUCACCAAAUCCGGAUAUCCGCUUGGUCUCAUGUUCAACAGCAACGGCGAACGCUUUGUUGAUGAAGGCAUCGACCUGCGCAAUUACACUUAUGCAAAAUUUGGACGUGCUAUUCUUGCGCAGCCGAACCAAAGUGCCUUUCAGAUCUGGGACCAGCGUACCAUUCCUCUGCUUCGGUCUGAGGAGUAUCGACCGGAGCGUGUACGCCAAAUUAUCGCCAAUACCAUUCCUGAACUGGCCGAUAAGCUAGCAGAACUGGGUCUUGAGAAUCGAGAGGCAUUCAUUGACAACCUCAACCGCUACAACGAGGCAGUCUAUGCUUCCCAAAAAGAGGAACCAUCCCGUAAAUGGGACCCUUCAAUUCGUGAUGGCGUCUCAACUCAGUCUAGUGAGAUAAAACUGCCAUUGGCCAAGAGCAACUGGGCGCUACCUUUGGAUAAGGGACCAUUUAUGGCUGUUCAUGUUACAUGCGGAGUCACAUUCACAUUUGGAGGACUCGCCGUCAACCCGGAGAAAGCACAAGUGAUUUCAUCGGUGACGGACAAGGAAGUUGAAAACCUGUUUGUUUGUGGUGAAAUGCUCGGUGGGCUCUUCUACGACAACUACCCCGGUGGCAGUGGUCUAACAUCUGGUGCUGUAUUUGGUAGGAGAGCUGGUACAGCAGCGGCGGCAGCAGCGGCUGAAAAUGCCAGGAAAAAAACUUUCGAUGGGCGAGCACGGCUUUGA
Molecule: messenger RNA, 1593 nt
Organism: Talaromyces atroroseus
Lineage: Eukaryota; Fungi; Ascomycota; Eurotiomycetes; Eurotiales; Trichocomaceae
Exons: 1
Coding region: 1-1593 (530 amino acids)
Source: RefSeq, a predicted model, not a curated record